Molecule: messenger RNA, 424 nt
Organism: Trichoderma harzianum CBS 226.95
Lineage: Eukaryota; Fungi; Ascomycota; Sordariomycetes; Hypocreales; Hypocreaceae
Exons: 1
Coding region: 105-335 (76 amino acids)
Source: RefSeq, a predicted model, not a curated record
CGGAUGUUUGUGCACGGACCACUGAACAAACGAGCAAAACACCUUCACCUGCGCCUUUCCUCCCUCCGCCUUUCUCUCCUCUCUACUCUCUUCCUACUCUUCUCAUGAUCCUUCAAGAAUCCACCAAGAUGGACGAUAAGAUCGAUCAAGAAACGCUACAGAUGAUGGUAUCCUUGGAGCUUCAGGAUGCCGAUUCACAAAUGAAAGGAAAACACCGCGAGGGCGAUCCUCCUCCCGAUGCCGAAAUCGCAGCUUGGCUCUAUGAGCAAGAACUGUUGUCACUGGAGACAUUUUACGCGGAUCGUGACUUGAAUAGCGGGUUUGCAUCAUCGUAGGAUAAUGAUGACCAGCCUCAGGCCACUGCUGGACCUGCACCCAGACAAGAAGCACUGGCCGAUCCGUUCACUACGGCUACCAGAGCCAG